Oncorhynchus keta (chum salmon) is the source of this 786-nucleotide messenger RNA. RefSeq names its product myristoylated alanine-rich C-kinase substrate-like. Gene Ontology annotation, biological process: central nervous system development; actin filament organization. The coding region runs from base 1 to 786 and encodes 261 amino acids. Gene Ontology annotation, cellular component: actin filament bundle; plasma membrane; cytoplasm. NCBI's taxonomy places the organism in Eukaryota, Metazoa, Chordata, Actinopteri, Salmoniformes, Salmonidae. Gene Ontology annotation, molecular function: calmodulin binding; actin filament binding. The record is from RefSeq and is a predicted model, not a curated record. The transcript has 2 exons.
AUGGGAGCGCAAUUCUCCAAGACAGCUGCAAAUGGCGAAACCGCGGUUGAAAAGCCUGGAGAGGCUGCCGCUUCACCAACCAAGACCAAUGGACAGGAAAAUGGCCAUGUGAAAGUGAAUGGGGAUGCCUCUCCUGCAGCUGCCGAGGCAGGCAAGGAGGUGCAGGCCAAUGGCAGCACCACAGCUGAGGAGGCUCCAAAAGAGGAGGCUGCGCCUGCAGAAGUGGCGGCAGUAGAUGGGGUGAAGACAGAGAAUGCAGAGACUGUGUCUCCAGCAGCCGAGGGUGAGGCCACCAAGCCGGAGGGAGCCACGGCUUCAACCAGCAACGAGACCCCCAAAAAGAAGAAGAAGCGCUUCUCAUUCAAAAAGUCCUUCAAGCUCAGUGGCUUCUCCUUCAAGAAAACCAAAAAGGAGACUGGCGAUGGGGCAGAGGGUGAGGAGGCUGCUGCGUCCACUGAGGAGGCAAAGGCUGAGACAGCCGAGGCCUCAGAGGUCACGGCAGAGGUUGAGGAGGCCAAGCCUGCUGAGGGAGAGGCUGCACCUGCUGCUGCUGAGGAGGAGACCAAGGAAGCAGCUAGCCCUGCAGAGGCCAAGCCUGAGGAAACAGCAGCCCCUGCUGAGGAGGCCAGGGUAGCCCAAGCCACUGAGGAGCCAAAGGCAGAAGAAAAGCCAGCUGAGCCUGCUGCUGCAGAGGAAGCACCCAUCUCGGAGGAGGCUGCACCUGCAACAGAGGCUGCUGCAUCCAGUCCAGAAGCCCCCAUUACUGCAGAGGCCGCUCUUGAGUAA